UUGCGAUGCCCAAGCGCAAAACAGACGUCGACACGGGGCCGUUCCCGCCACCACUGCGACGCCCCGGUGACGAACUCGUCCUCGACCCGACAUGUCCUCGACAGACGCUUCCAUCGUGGCGUGCCGACAGCGACCGCAACGAAGUGACGGCGGCGCGCCGCACGAUCUACCUCGUACUGCCUGCUAUUUUGGACGCGCCACCGACGUCGUUUCCAUCGACGCUCUACGCGUCGCGAUCGCCCUUGCCAAGGAACGCUACAAGUCGCCUCGAGGACUACGUGCGCGCUUUUUACACCGACAUGAGUCUGAAAACGCUGGCUGCCCCGGCCUUGACAAGCUGGGACAACGGCCGCCGGUACGUGGGGCUGAUCCCGCGCCCGGGCUUCAGCGAGAGCGCUGUGCGCAUUCGCACACGUCGGGCGCCGGAUCGUACGUUUUCACAUCAGCUUCAUCUCGACGACCUCCUCGACGCGCUCCUUGAAGAUGUGGUGCCAGACGACGCGUAUGCGGUGCUCUGGCUCGUCGAACACGACCUGUACGAAGGGCCCGAGGACGUGUUUACGUGCGGUCGAGCGUACGGCGGCAGUCGCGUCGCGCUUGUCUCGAGUGCCCGCUACAACCCGCGCUUGGACCGCACUGUCGAUGGUUUUGAUGCGGAUGAUGCGUGGCCGCUGGGCCAUGUGACGAACAGCGCGGCGAUACAAGCGGCGGCGAUUGCCUAUCGGAAUGCGUCUCGGCACGCCAAGGAUAAUGAUGUGUGGAUCGACCGACUUUGCCGCACAGUGACGCACGAGCUUGGUCACUGCUUUGGCAUCGAGCACUGCGUCGAUUAUGCGUGCUGCAUGCAAGGCAGCGCAUCGAUCGCCGAAGACUACCGACAACCGCCGUACGUUUGCCCCGUCGACGAGGCAAAGAUCCUCGAAGCAACGUCGUCACGCAAGGCCGAACGUGAGGCGGCGGUGCUGGCGUGCUGUCGCAAGUACCCCGCAAGCCCGCUCUUGUCGGCGCUCGCCGCGUGGAUCGAGGCGACAACCAUAAAUAUCGCUUGUGAAGCCAAACGCUCUCGCACCACGGUGCAAACGACUAGCUGAUCGAUAGCUGCGGUGCCGCGAUUGGGCUCAGUGAACCUGAUACAUCGAUAGUUUCGGAUUCCUAAUUUGAAUCAAACUCUACGCCGUUCAUCUCGACACGUCGACACGGCUGGCAUUG
This is a messenger RNA of Saprolegnia diclina VS20, 1209 nucleotides long. RefSeq lists its product as hypothetical. The coding region runs from base 6 to 1091 and encodes 361 amino acids. Gene Ontology annotation, biological process: proteolysis. The record is from RefSeq and is a predicted model, not a curated record. Gene Ontology annotation, molecular function: metallopeptidase activity. NCBI's taxonomy places the organism in Eukaryota, Oomycota, Saprolegniomycetes, Saprolegniales, Saprolegniaceae. The transcript has a single exon.